Molecule: messenger RNA, 795 nt
Organism: Quercus lobata
Lineage: Eukaryota; Viridiplantae; Streptophyta; Magnoliopsida; Fagales; Fagaceae
Product: cucumber peeling cupredoxin-like
Exons: 2
Coding region: 116-643 (175 amino acids)
Cellular component (GO): plasma membrane
Molecular function (GO): electron transfer activity
Source: RefSeq, a predicted model, not a curated record
CCCAUAUAUCCAGAUCCAAAGCAUUAAUCUCAUUGUAGUAUCGCAUAGACACUUAAAGAGUACACAUUUUUUAGAGGUAGCAUAUCAGGGACGACCUGUAGAACACAGCAAAAAAAUGGCUAGCCGCGUGGGUUUGAUCGGGUGCUUGAUCGUUGUGGUGGCUUUGCUAAAUGGUGCAACCACUCAAGUUACGGCUGCAGUUGAAUAUCAAGUCGGAGACAGCUUGGGCUGGACUGUUCCCCCAAAUACCUCCUAUUACACCAAUUGGGCUAGCUCAAAAACAUUCUUUCUUGGCGACGCAUUGAUAUUCAAUGCUACAAGCGGGACACACACUGUGGCUAUUGUAUCAGAAGCUGAAUAUAAUGCCUGCACAAAGGUAUCAUCUGUUUUCCAAGUUCAACCUUGUUGCCCAUUUCGAUACACUCCUGAAUCCACCGGUACUAAGUACAUCAUCUGCACCGUAAGUAACCACUGUGAGCAAGGCCAAAAGUUUUCUUUCACGGUUGAAUCACAAAACUUCACUGUUGAAUCGCCCGCUGGAUCACCAACUGAAUCGCCGUCCAGCUCCGCUUCAUCUCUAACAGUUGGUGCCUUAUAUGCAGUGCUCACCACAACAGUCAUUUCUUUCUUGACUUUCUUCUAAAUGUACCCAAACCAUAGCGGAUUUUCUUAAUUAUUGAUUUGUUAUUUUUUCUCCCUUUGUUUUACUAGUAAGAAUAGGAGCAUCAUGUCUCAUAUCAUAUGUAUGGAUAUUUAAUGUACUGGAAUAAUUUUCAAUUAAACGAUUGUUUUUAC